This is a messenger RNA of Poecile atricapillus (Black-capped chickadee), 1532 nucleotides long. It is a transcript of the gene BCKDK, whose product is annotated as branched chain keto acid dehydrogenase kinase. Gene Ontology annotation, cellular component: mitochondrion. The coding region runs from base 62 to 1276 and encodes 404 amino acids. Gene Ontology annotation, biological process: protein phosphorylation; regulation of glucose metabolic process. The transcript is spliced from 12 exons. Lineage: Eukaryota; Metazoa; Chordata; Aves; Passeriformes; Paridae. The record is from RefSeq and is a predicted model, not a curated record. Gene Ontology annotation, molecular function: pyruvate dehydrogenase (acetyl-transferring) kinase activity.
GGGCGAGUCCAUUGCGAGCCGAGCCCGGGGAGGCGUCGGGGAGGCCCCGGGGCCGCUGGAGAUGCUGCGGCGCGUUUUGGGGGGGGGUCUGCGGGGGGGGGGAGGGGCGGCGGGACCCCCCCGGGCCCCCGCCCGCGCCGCCGCCGACCAAACCCCCCCGGACCUGGCCCGGGAGCGCUGCAAGGCCGUCACCUCCUUCUACCACCAGCCCGCCAUCGACGCUGCUGCUGAGAGGCCCUCGGUGCGCCUGACCCCCACCACCAUGCUGUACUCGGGGCGCUCGCAGGACGGGAGCCACAUCCUGAAAAGCGCCCGGUACCUGCAGCAGGAGCUGCCCGUGCGCAUCGCCCACCGCAUCCAGGGCUUCCGGAACCUUCCCUUCAUCAUCGGCUGCAACCCCACCAUCCUGCACGUGCACGAGCUCUACAUCCGCGCCUUCCAGAAACUGAGCGACUUCCCCCCGAUCCAGGUACGCAGUGAUGAGUCUCGUUACUGCGCGUUGCUGCGGCAGCUGCUGGAGGAUCACAAGGACGUGGUGACGCUGCUGGCUGAGGGGCUGAGGGAGUGCAGGAGACACAUACAGGACGAGCGGCUGCUGCGGCCGUUCCUGGACAAGACGCUCACCUCGCGCCUGGGCAUGCGGAUGCUGGCAGCGCAUCACCUGGCGCUGCACGAGGACAAGCCGGAUUUCGUGGGGAUCAUCUGCACCCGCCUGAGCCCCAAGAGACUGAUCGAGAAAUGGGUGGACUUCGCCAGGCGGCUCUGCGAGCACCAGUACGGGAACGCGCCGCGCGUGCGCAUCAACGGCCACGUGGCCGCGCGGUUCCCGUUCAUCCCCCUGCCCCUGGACUACGUCCUGCCCGAGCUGCUCAAGAACGCCAUGAGGGCGACGAUGGAAUCACACCUGGACACUCCGUACAACGUCCCCGACAUCGUGGUGACGAUCGCCAACAACGACAUCGACCUCGUCAUCCGGAUUUCGGACCGAGGAGGAGGAAUCCCCCACGAUCUGCUGGACAAAGUGACCGAGUACCAUUUCAGCACGGCCGAGGCGAGCGCGCAGGACCCGCGCCUGGGGGGGCCCUUCCGGGGGCUGAUGGAGCCCAACGGCCAAGCCGGGCCCAUGCACGGGUUCGGCUUCGGGCUGCCCACGUCCCGCGCCUACGCCGAGUACCUGGGGGGGUCCCUGGCGCUGCAGUCGCUGCAGGGCGUCGGCACCGACGUCUACCUCAGGCUGCGGCACAUCGACGGCAAGGCCGAGAGCUUCCGCAUCUAGGGGGGCUCGGGGGACCCCAAAACCCCGGCAGCGGGGCUGGGACGGCCGGGAGAACCUUCCAGAAUUGAGUUUGGGUCAUCAGAACCUUCCAGAAUUGAGUUUGGGUCAUCAGAACCACGGAGAACCUUCCAGAAUUGAGUUUGGGUCAUCAGAACCUUCCAGAAUUGAGUUUGGGUCAUCAGAACCAUGGAGAACCUUCCAGAAUUGAGUUUGGGUCAUCAGAACCUUCCAGAGUUGGAUUUUGGUCAUCAGAACC